Molecule: messenger RNA, 1510 nt
Organism: Drosophila rhopaloa
Lineage: Eukaryota; Metazoa; Arthropoda; Insecta; Diptera; Drosophilidae
Exons: 2
Coding region: 96-1436 (446 amino acids)
Biological process (GO): Golgi organization; Golgi to plasma membrane protein transport
Cellular component (GO): Golgi membrane
Source: RefSeq, a predicted model, not a curated record
GCUUUCACACCGUUAAAGCGAGUUGGCAGCCUUGGUCAUUGUUUUUGUUUUGCUGGCACAGCCAGAGAUAUUAUUGAAUUUAGAAAAUUGAAGAAAUGGAGUCCGAUGGCACGGUUCCAAUGGCGGCCAAAUCGCCAGACUGCCGCACCAGCGGCGAUGGCAUGGAGCAACCGGAAACCCGAGGAACAGCAAAAACAGAGGGGGAAAUUCAGGCCAUUGCUGAUGUGGACAUCAAGGUGAAGAGGCCUCAGUUGUCGCGAAAGGACAGCACAGUUAUUCAGGAGGCUGUCAUGGGCAGGAAGACAUCCGCGAGCAGUGUCCACGCCUCUAAUUUGCCCCUUCCCGGACUGCACACACUAUACAGACGACCGGAGAUCGUCACCCGGAGUUUGGCACCCGUAAUGCCCAAGGGGGAACUUGUCCAGAUGCGUCCACGGCUUGUAGCCAGCACGGAAUCCCUGCCCGAACACAAGAAGACCAAGGCCCCCAAGUUCGUGCCCUUUGAGCCGUAUCCGGGUGCCGUGAACCCCAUGAUCUCCGAGCCAACGAACAAACACAAAAUCCAUCGGGACAAGAACAACCUAGACAUCGCAGUGCUGGUGGAUCAGGUGUCAACGCUGCGCACCCAAGAGCUGGACACGGAACACAGAGAUAUCAAGGAAACCUCCCAGACCAGUAGCAAUGAGUUGGCUUCACUCCAGGAGGAACUGGCCCAGAUGCGCGAAGAAAGGAAUUACUUUCAAGCCCAGUAUAAGUUCCAAACGCAGGUGAACAGCGAACUGAAAAGCUUGCUGGUGGCCUCCGUGGGCGAGGAUCUGCAGACGAGGGUCAAUCUCCUAACUGAGGACAAACUACAACUGGCCAGGGCCCUUCUGGACACCGCCAACAACCUAACCACCCACACCGAGCAGAUUGAGUUCUUGGCAGGGCAAUGCGAGGUGUGGCGGUCAAAGUUCCUUGCCAGCAGUGUCAUGGUCGAGGAACUGGCACGCUGGAAAGCCGAUCUCACCCAAAAGAACCAGCUGCUUAACGAGUCCACCAAACAGCUACUUCACGCCACCCACCAGAUCCGCGAAAUUCAGCUAGACAUGCUCAAGCAGCUAAAGUUCCUGGCCAAGAUUCGCUUCCUGAACUUGCCCGCCACCGAUGUGAUCAGCUUAAGCGCCGAAAACCUGAACAUCCUCCAGCGAAUGGUGCUGCACACGGGCGUGGGCAUUCCUGAGGAGACCCUCAAGCUGUCUAGCGCCAGCACAAGUCCACUUUGCGAGGCGGAGAAGUAUGCAGUUAGGGCUCUGGAAUUCAUCAGUCAGCCCCUGAUGGCCACCGAUGAAGCAAUACGAGCUCUGUUCGACCAGGCCCAGCGUCCCCACUAUGUGCAAUCAGCUGCCACGGACUUGGCUUCCACCGAUAAUCCACAGCCAGAUAAACAUCAAUAAAUCGUCAAUCGUAAGAAAUCAGUGUAACAUGUGUUUAGGACUAUUAAAUUUUGUAUACAAUCAACAAACAUAAA